UUAGCUUUGCUUCUUGUAUGACGUCACACACAAACAGGAAGCCCUCGAAAUCCACAGCUGAGCCUCUUUUGUGUGCAAUUGUAUCUGUUGUUGAGCAAAAUUUCGUCAAUCACAUACGUAUUGCAAGUAGAUGAUCAUGGAAGAACUGCUGAGCUUCUAGUGAUGCAGCCUUCGUCGUCGUGUGAAAACCUUGGCUCUCAGAAGGGCCCCACCAAAUUUUUGUGUGUAGAAAAUCAUAUCACAUCAACUAAUGUGGAUUGUUGGGAUGAUCACUAUCAUUACCAAAUCUUCUCAGAUUUGCAGGGUCACAUCAGCUAAAGCAAGAUAGGAGAUGCAUGUGUGAGGUAGGCGCUCAUGGGGAAGUGCCUGUCAUGCUGUGAGAAGCCGGUGCCGCCCGGUGCCUCGCAUGCCACUGCCAGCCAGCCUCUUCAUGCACCACCUUUAGCAAGGCCGUACACUGUACUGGCGCUUGACUCCAAGGAAUCAUCCAAGCUUCAGCAGCAGCAUCUUUUACAGCAGACCCCACCAGGCCCAGCUGACAGUCUGAUCAGUUCUGGUGGGCCAACAUCUGCGGAGAAGAAAAUGUUUACUCCUUACUCCAAGCUGCCUCCCACUAAGCGCUCAACAAAUGGAGAGAGCAAACGUACACCAGUUGCUGCAGUUACUGGAGGUGGCAGUGGUGUGGGUGUAGGGCGGGAAAUCUCAGAGGCUAAGAUAGUUGCUCUGUUUGAGAAGUAUCGGGAUGAAGAAGAGGAUGCUAUUUUGGAAGAUGGCAUGGAGCAUUUCUUGUCAGACCUUGGUGUGCAACCAGAUGAGUUUGUGGUGCUUUUGAUUGCCUGGAAGUGCCAGGCUGCCACCAUGUGCCGAUUUUCAAGAACUGAGUUUGUAAGGGGAUGUCAGGCCAUGCUUGCGGACUCCAUCAAAAGCUUGCAAGGUCGCUUUCCAGAGCUGAAAGCAGAAGCUCGUGGGCGUCCAGAGUUCAAGGAUUUGUACCGCUGGACUUACAAGUUUGGUCUGGACUCUGAAACAGGUCAGCGGACUUUGCCUUUGGACAUGGCUAUCAGUCUCUGGAGGUUGGUUUUCUCCCAGAAUUCUCCACCUGUCCUGGAGAGGUGGCUAGAGUUCCUGGAGAAACACUUAAACAUCCGUGGCAUUCCUAAAGAUACGUGGGAUAUGUUUUUGAAUUUCACAGAGCAAGUAGGGGAGGACCUUAGCUCAUAUGAUGACACAGAGGCUUGGCCGAGUCUGCUGGAUGACUUCGUAGAAUUUGAAAAUGAUCGUCAGAAUCAAAACGUAAAGACUGACUAGUUCUAAAUCAUGCCUACAGCAUACCAUAUGAUUAAAUGUGCAGGGACGUCUGUGAGAAUUUGUAACAUUCAGCUGUUGAAUUGUGUUUGAAUGUUUAAAAUUGUAUUUCUUUUUGUUGAAGUGCUUUCAGAAAAGAAACAUAUUUUAUUUGCUAAGUUUGCAAAGUUAGAAUCAUUUUGCAUCAGACAGUUAUUCAACAUAUUGCAAAACCAAAAAUUUUUCCAUUUUUAUUUUAUGCUGUAAAAUUUACAUGAUCAUGACAAGGUUUGUUAAUUUAUGGUCAAAGAGAUUUUUAAUUUUUAAAUAGUUGUACAGUGAUCUGUUUCUAAGAUAACUUUUUUUUUUUCUUUUUUCUUUUUAUUCUUUUUUCUGUCUCCAAACUCCACUUGAACAAAGGUACAGCAGUUCCAUAAAAUAUGUUUAGUUAUUUAUUUCUUGUCUUUCGCUUUCAAUCAAGCACUCUACGAAUCAUUGUAGUUGUGACUAUAAUAAAAAAAAAAAUCUCAUACUCAUUUAAGUGCUUGAGAACCCAGACCUGGGAUAGUUGGCAGAAAAAAAAAUAUAUUAAUGUUCACCUCCAAGGAACAAAGCCUAGACCUGAAUUUUGUUUGUUUGUUUUUUUGUUAUUGGAAUUUGAAUUUAUGGUAUUUAUAAACUUCUGGUGUUUACCAGAUUACUAUUUUUUUGUUUUGUUUUGGUGGUGUUGGUGGUGGUAAAUCAGGAGCAUAGGAGAGUGGAAAGUCUCCUCUAAUCCUAGUUUCUUGGCUGUGCUCAUAAUGAUAUUAAAUUGUCAAGAACUGGUUGUGUACUGAGAUCAGAUGUCAUGCUUAGCUCCUCCAGCUACAGCUGCAUAAGGAAGCAGCAGGGUUCUAAAGUUGGGUUAGCUUCUUCACGAAAGAUUUCUCGCUAAUUUAUCUAAUGGUUCUUUGACAUUUUCUUGGUUCCACACUCUGUGAGGUUGCAAGCAUUCUGUAGUUUUUAUUAAACUUGAAUAAGCUGACUUACCUCUCUUGAUGGUAAUAAAGCACAGGACACACAAGUCCUAGGUGAUGUAUGUUUUGCAGAACUCUUGAAUUUUUAGGUAAAAUGGGCUUUACACAGAAAAUAAAAUAAGGUGAGAUAUGUUACAUAUUUGACUUUGUAGCUUUUCUGUUGUAGAGUUCAUGAAUGGUAUUUAAAUUUUUCUGCAAAUGGUUCAUAAACAAAUGGAUUAAUUUCAUGUUUCUUAAAAUGACUUGAAAAGAGAAGAGCAGCACACUGUAACAAAAAAAAAGUUGUGGACAUUUUAAUUGCUUUUUCUUUUAAUGGUUUUUUUUUUUUUAUUGUUUUAUAGUUCAGUAGAGAUUGGUGUGCCAGGUCUCAGAAUGUAAGGUAAUAUUGAUAAGAAGACAAUCUUCCUGGGUGCUUAAAUCAUUUUUAGUAUCAUGUGCAGUAUGGUAUCUCACAGGUGUGGUUGGCUUAUUUCACUUUUUAGGUUUGUUUUUCAGUUUUCUUCUGCAUGUAAAGGUACUCCAUCUUAAGGUUUGAAUGCUGUUGAGAGAAUUUGAGUUCAGUCAUUGGUCAAUGUAGAAAUUGUUCCUUGGAAUGUGCCGUUGAAAAGUGCAGUGCUUGAAAAGGUUUAUUUUGGACCUCUCCCUGACCCAUAACAAAACAUAAGUAAUGAGAAAGUCUGUUAGCAUACAGAGAAACUGUCCUUCAGCUUUUUAGGUUGUGUGCUUGUUGACAGUUGAUGCUUUUGUUUAUGUUUGUCCAGUGUUAUGAUUUUUGCAAUGAAAUGUAUGUCUGUUUUGUGUUGAUUUUAUACAAAUGGUUUACAUUUUGUUGACAUGGGUAAAGAGUAUUCUAAAUUGUACAGAAUGAAAUCCAAAGCUAAAAAGAGUAUAAAUAAUUGGGUAUAAAUCCUUGCAUGUCCCUUAUUAAUUGCGUAAGAUUCAUGGGUAUGAUAUACGUUUUAGCAAAAUGAUGAGCCAUGGUAGAGAUAGUUGUUAGUGAUGAAAGUUUCAUUAUGCAUUUGUAUUUAGGAAAGAAUACCAGAUAGUGAGGCUGUUGAACUGCAUAUUUGUAUUUAGUAAAGACUACCUGAUAGGCUGUUGACCUCUUCUGUUUAUCUUACAUCUUCUCACACUUUUAAGUAACUGUGAUUUUCAAAGUCAAAAAAUAAUUUUAAGUGAUUAAUAAAUUAGUGUGCUUUUUGAGGUACUGCAUUCUGGCCAGAAAAAAAGAUGUUCACAAAAUACAUUUACUUUACUGUUACUUAUAGAAGCAGUUCACUUUUUUUUUUGAAUGCAGGACUCGUGAGAGUCAUCUUUAUCUCUCAGAUUGCAAUUGGCCUUUUUUUUUUAUUGAUGAAACUUAUUAAAACUAAAGGGAAGAUUCCACAAUCAAUAGCUAUUUUUAUAGUGCUGGCAAGCAUUAGACUUUGUUUCCAUGCAAUUUAGUCACAUGAUAUGCCUCACAGCAGUUUAAAUAUUAAUUUUGGUGGACCACAUUAAUUGUUAUAAUAGACACUUUAAUCAUAUUUCAAGACUUUGUUAUUUUUCAGUUUUCUAAUCUGUAUCAACUAUUUAAAAUCAAGCCAUGCUUUUCUGUGUUAUUAUGUUCUGCAUCUGUUUCACUCUUCAUACAUAAGCUUGUACACACUCCAUUUCCUAAAAUCUGUCUAGUCCUGCAUUGUGGUAAUUGCUUUUUGCAUAUGAUUAAAAAAAAAAAAGUAAUUUAGACAUGGAGUGCAGGACAAUGCAAAGUGAAGGGGAGGUAAUGCAGUUAGUCUUUAUUUAGAAAUGAUCUCUUUCCAUCAUAAUUUUUUCCAGUAAAAUAUAUUGUCUUAUAUAGAGUUUCAUGAAACUGCAGUCUAUUGACACUUAAAUGGAGAGUAUUGUUGAAAUUAGCAAUAUUUUCCUUAUCUGUUGGCCUUGUGGAAUAUAAAAUGUUCUGCACAACAUAAAGCUAUUUCAACAUGUGACAAAAAAGCAUUAAAAUAGCUUUUUCUUUGAGUAGCUUAAUAAUAAUUUUAAUCAAAAUGAUAUCUUGGAAGCUGUUUUCUGGCAGUCUUUGGUUUUAUGAUUAUCAUUUUUGGAAAGACAAGUGUACUUUAAACAGAUGUUAAUGUCAGGCUCCUUAUUAAGUGGCUAGAUCUGUGGUUAAAUAGCAUACAUGUCAAAAUUUGUUAAGAUUUUGGAAUAUAGAUCUGUUUUUAGUGCCCGUCCCCCUCUUGUUUGCUUAUGCUGUUGUUUUAUAUCUGCUAGACAUAUUCAUUCCUCAAAUUUACCUUAAAUAUGAUGUCAUUAUUCUGUAUAUUUGUAAAUAACUGAAGAUCCUUAAUUGCAGAAUUCACAUUACACUCAGGCAAGAAGUAAAAAAAGCAAAGAAAUGCCAUCUUUAUUUCUUUGCAUGUAUUUUUGUGGGUUUAUGUUUAUGUCUUGUACAGGUUUAGAUUUAGCAAAUUGUGAAGGUCCAUUGGCUUGCUUGAAAAUAGAAAUGUUUUCAUGUUGAAAUGGCUUUUAAAUCUAAUUCGUUGUGGAAUUUUGCCAUCAGUACUGGUUUACAUGUGUUUAAGAUGACUUUUUUUGCAGGUUUUUUUUUUUAAACCAAACUAUUCGCAACAUAUCAAGAGAUUGCAACUGAGUUGUUUUUUUUUAAAAAUCAGCAUGAAUCAAGGGCAGCCACGCAUUGGGUAGUUUUUUCCCCCUCUCCCCAUACUUUGCAAAACGAGUAGGAGUAUGUGUUCUUUAUGCUCCUUAUAUACUCCCCAAAAUAUCACUAACAGAUGCAGACCUGCUUGCAAAAAGAUUGUGUAUUCAUUAUUUGAUGGUUAUAUGAAGGUUUGCUUGGAAUUUGGUGACACUGUUAUCUGGUUUUCUGAUACAUGAAUGCAUCCAGAAUUUCUGGCAUCGUUACACAAUUUCAGAGACAUGUUUAGUGUGUGGAAUUCAGUGCAUUAAUGUAAAUGCUGCAGUUGAUACUUCCCAGUUUUGAGAAAGGGUAUAAAACUGAUGAUUGUUGUUGAAGUUUUAGUUAGUAGUUGGUACUUCAAUUCUUAAAUUUAUACUACAGCAUGUUGCAGUGGACAUAAAAACACCUGUCAAAAUGUGUUGGUAUACAGAUAGUGCCAGCAUGAAGCACGAACAAGAUAUGGGCAUUUUUAAAAUGUAUGCACUUGUCUGUAGUUUAAGAUUUGCAUGCAAUUUGUUCUCUCUCUUUUUUUCUUUUUUUUUUUUUUUUAUUUUGGUAGGGGUGGGGAUUUAGUUUUUUUUUUAGGUGUAUUGCUGUGGAUGUGACAUUUCUCAGCAGAAUCAUCUAGGUAUCUAAUGAAACCACUAACAAGACUUUCAAAUUUUAAUAGGAGAAAAGGCAUUUUUGCUCAAGCAUGUACUCUUAUCUGUUAUAAGAAACCCAUCUUGCUGAAGUCAACACUUACUAAGCAGGGCAGUAUAGAAUUCAGACAAAAAUGAAUUUUCAUAACUUUAGACAGGUAAGAGUGCAGAAUUUGAGGCAAGAGGUUACAGAAUUUGAGACAAGUAGAUGAAAGUUGUCAUUUGAGGCAAGAAUUUGCUGGUAAAGGAGAACGUUUAGAAUGACCCGCCUUGCACAGGCACUGGGGGAGGGGGACUGGUAGGCUAGUUCUUAACGAUCGGUUUCUUCGGUUGUAAGGCCAGUUGUGUGCUAGUUAGCGGUAUGAAUCUUUCAGUGGGCUACUUCAAGGUUUGCGUUUACGCCUUGUCGUAUAGUUAUAAGCUGUGGAACAUGUCACAUAGUGCUUUCAAGAGCUGGUUGGUUGGUUGAUUUUUCGGGAAUUUCCACCUAAAGGUGAUUUCGUACUGUGAAGGGACAGGCAAAGGAGAAAAACCCAGAGAACAGACGUCACAGAGAGCGUCCCGAGACGAGAUACCAAGGUACCAACUCAUGGCUUGUCACUGCAGUGGUAACUAGCCAGCGUUUCAACCACUACACUACCGGGCGCCCCUGCUUUCAAGAGGUAUCCUUCAUGUGUUUUUAAACGACCUAGUGGACCACAGCUCCGACAAUGUUCCAGGAAAGCUGUUUCCUCCUCUUUUUUCUUACUUUUAUUUUUCACCUUGUAUAUUUUCUGUUGGACUUUGACAGAAGGGUUCUGUUACCAAAGAGUACGCCGUAACCACUUAUCUGGCACAUCGCAAACUCAGUCUGGGCAACCAUGUCAUGGCGAUUAGCUGUCAGCUACUUCUUUUCGUCCCCUCCCCCCAUCUCCUUUCACCACAGUCUGUACGCCAUCUGUCAACAACUUGCCUUUGUAAAGCUGCUUGUUGGGCCAUUGCAGAAGCGUCGUCCCAGUGCCAAGAAUUGCGACCAAGAUGAUAACCUGUGUGUUCGCUGUGCUGAUGCCCUGGGCUGGGCACAUGGCAGGGUAAUGAAGACCUCGAGCAACCACACACCUGCUACAUCUGGGCGAGGGCUGCAGCACCUCCUUAGCCGCCCACACGGUAGGGACUUCGCGCCUUUUGGUUUCGGGGCCAAUAAAGUGAUGUGUGGUUUGUCGACCAACAGCUCAGUUGUGCUGAAGCAGAUAUUUGACAGAUUGCUGUCUGUAGAGUUGCUAAGUUGCUAAGUACUUGAUUGCGUAAGUGAACGACGAUCUGAUAAAAGUUAACUUCAGCGGUGGUCGCAUUCUAGACCACGGAAUGGCGUCUGAGGGUAUGGGGGCAGAGUUUGAUAAGCUCUUGCUUAGUGCUUUUUCACCUUAAAAUAAAACAGGCUUCGUCUUUACUGGCUCUUUUUGGAAUAAGAUACAGUAGAAGUCUUGAAGUGGAAUAAGGCUAUUGAGCAUUUACUCGCAAAGCGAAUUUUGUGGCUUAGAGGGAGUUGGGGGGAGGAGGAUAUAAGGGCACAUUUUGGCUAUGUAUAUUUGUGCCCGCAAAAUAUUUUUCUGUAAAUGGAAUUUUACUGCAUUCUGUUUUGAAAGAAGCCUGCUGUCUCGGAAGAUGCGCUUCAGCACGUGUAUGUCAUAUGGCAGUGGUGGUCUCAGAUGGAGUCGAAUGAUACGUAACUCUCGCACCCCCAGCACAGCGUAGAGGAAGAGCUCUUGGGCGUUGCCAGGAACCCAGCAGACACAGGUCAUGUCUCAGCUGUGAAGAGAUGCCAUUGAGCUGUCUGCAACAGAUUGUACCAUACGCGGUGUUACACCACAUUCGAGUUUAGUUUUCAUCAGUUUAUACAUUUGUUGCAUAGACUUGGAUCGUUCUUUUUUUUUUCUUACCAUGUACUCCUGCCAAACCGCCACUUUCACGAGAGUCAGAUCGUUGUUCAGUUUCCACAGCUGUCAGUAGUAUGCACCGCUGUUGUACCUUUUUUUGUACAUAUAUACCCCUACUCGUUUUUUUUUCAGAUAGUAUUUAAUGUGAUGUAUUAUUUUACUGAUCGAGAUCUGUAGGUUUAUCAUUCUUGUUUCAUUAUAAUUAUCAUUAUGUGCGUUUCUUUUCAAGGAUACCCUGUGACUUACUGUUUGAUGCUCAGACAACUCCCACCGUUAGUUUUUUCUCCCCUAAAAAGAAAAGAGUAGGCAGAAUAUCUCGUGAUGUCCGCAGUCGGACUUUCACCGGAUAGUUUAAAACUGGUUUGUUUCUUUUCCAUUAUUAUUUCUUUCAGGAAUAAACUAUAGUCUGGGUAGUAAAUUUCUAUUUUCGCCAUUACUUUUCCUUUUGAGGGAUAGAGACUGGAAAAGUGAGGACACCGCUGCAGUAGAUGUUUGGACAAACUUGUUUAACUAAAGAUUGUCAAAUAUAAUGAUUUAGAAGGACCCAGAAAAGGACAAGAAUUUAUUUUCAAACGAGUGCAUGAUGGUGACAUGCCGGCUGUUGACACCAAGUUCAGUUUAGGUCUUGGUCGCGUUCGCUGCCUCCAGUCUCAAACGGGUUGAUGGUGUGUGGACACUGAAGGGGUCGUUGCGAAAGGAGCGAAUCGCUAUUGUUCUGUUUGUAAUGCUUCGUGCCGACACAAGCAUAAAUGACAUGUAUAUAAAGAAGAUUUUUGUGAAGUAUAUAAAGUGGAACGUAAUGUGUCUUGCGAUCAUACCAGCUUCUCUGUAAUUUUUUUUAAAAAUUCUGUUAGCUAUUGCUGAGUGAUGUAAUACUUCCUUUAUUUUGUGUUUGUUUUUCUCCUUCGAACAGUAUUGAGUGUACAAACAAAUUUACGGAUCAAAUGCUUGUUGUGUUGGCUUCUGCCGACUGUCCGCCUAACUCCUCCAAUUCUAGUCCAAAUUCGUGUCAUAAUUUAUUUGCCGCUCUUAGGUGGUUCGUGCUGACGUGCAGAUAAGUGCAUCCUGUAUGUUUACUGACAGGUUUUGUUGCUGGCUACUGUGUUGUGCAUUUUGUGCGUAUUGAUGUAUGAUUAGGAGUGUUGUGGGGGAAGUGGGAGGGGGGGUUGACGUAGUCUCAGACUUUCUCAUCCGGUCAGAAAAGGGGAGAGGGGGUGGCUAACGUUUGGAAGUCACGUGGUUCACCCUCAGCCGCUUUCCAAUUAAAAGAUCUGUGGAGAAA
Pomacea canaliculata is the source of this 8819-nucleotide messenger RNA. RefSeq names its product DCN1-like protein 3. The transcript has 3 exons. Gene Ontology annotation, biological process: protein neddylation; positive regulation of ubiquitin-protein transferase activity. Gene Ontology annotation, molecular function: ubiquitin conjugating enzyme binding; ubiquitin-like protein binding; cullin family protein binding. The coding region runs from base 355 to 1308 and encodes 317 amino acids. Lineage: Eukaryota; Metazoa; Mollusca; Gastropoda; Architaenioglossa; Ampullariidae. Gene Ontology annotation, cellular component: ubiquitin ligase complex. The record is from RefSeq and is a predicted model, not a curated record.